UCGAUUUUGACGACUGUAUAAAAAGAUACAGCAGGAGUUGGACUGUAUCAUUCGAUUCUUUAACGAUAACCAUGAAGUCUGUAGCGAUUGCUUUUCUGGCAUUGGCCUUGCUGAACUUCAGUACUGCUGAAGACGACGGUCAAUACCACCCAGGAAAGUAUGGGACUGACGACGGUAGCUACAAACCCACUAACGAAGGUCGCUACUACGGAGCUAAGGAUAGGACCUACAAAUACUACAGCACCGUAGACAACAGAUAUUUCGACAGCGUGAUCACGCCGAACGGCAAAUACGACUCUAUCUACUCCGCGUAUCAACCAGUCAUUGUUAAGGCACAGACUCCGUAUCAGCAGAUAUUGACUCCCUUCGUCAACUAUGAAGCCGAAAGCGGUUUCGAACAAUACCCAUUCGGAUCUUCAUUGUCUGCUGUCACCUACCGGCCUCCAGUGGUGCCUGUGGUGUCUACGAUUAGCCCUGUAGUGUCUUCAGUAGCUCCCGUGGUAUCGACGGUCAGCCCCAUCGCGUAUGCGUCGACGCCUAGGCCCGUAGUGUACUCCGCUCCAGUGAAGCCAUUCGUGUACUCUGCUACACCAAAACCGAUUGUAUACUCGGCUGCACCGAAAUCUGUCGUGAUCGCUCCUAAAGCAGUACCAGUGAGCGUUCCCGUUUAUGCUAAAGCUCACCCUUAUUCAAACGAGGCCUACGCCAGAAUCAUCAAGCAGGAUACCGACGUCGACGCCAACUCUUAUCGCUACUUAUAUGAAACCGAAAAUGGUAUUGCGGCCCAGGAGGUAGGCGUUGUGGACGCCGUUAAUGGAGGAGGAACCAGAGCAAGUGGUUUUUACGAAUACGUGGGCGACGAUGGUCUGAAGUACCGAGUGGACUACACGGCCGACGAAAACGGCUUCCACCCCAGAGGCGCGCAUUUACCUUAAGAAUAUUUUUGACGAUGUAUUAUUAAUUUAAUUAAUACAAAUACAAAAGAAACGAUUCAGUAUUUUUAAAAUAAACGAGAAGCUAUUUA
This is a messenger RNA of Ostrinia furnacalis (Asian corn borer), 1024 nucleotides long. It is a transcript of the gene CPR40, whose product is annotated as cuticular protein RR-1 motif 40. The record is from RefSeq and is a predicted model, not a curated record. The transcript is spliced from 3 exons. Bases 72 to 935 code for a protein of 287 amino acids. Gene Ontology annotation, molecular function: structural constituent of chitin-based larval cuticle. Gene Ontology annotation, cellular component: chitin-based extracellular matrix. NCBI's taxonomy places the organism in Eukaryota, Metazoa, Arthropoda, Insecta, Lepidoptera, Crambidae.